Molecule: messenger RNA, 2163 nt
Organism: Heterobilharzia americana
Lineage: Eukaryota; Metazoa; Platyhelminthes; Trematoda; Strigeidida; Schistosomatidae
Source: the annotation of a GenBank genome assembly
AUGAAAGCAUUGAACAGUUUAGGACGUUUAACCCGUCUACGUGAUCUACUGAAGGCUAGACAGUUACAAGCGUAUAUUCUUCCAACAGAAGAUGAACAUUUCAAUGAGUAUGUGUCUGAUGCAGAUCAACGUUGUGCAUUCAUAUCUGGAUUCACUGGUUCAUCUUGCUCUAUUGUUAUCACUUUAGAUAAAGCUGCUUUAUGGACAGAUGGUCGAUACCAAUUGCAGGCUUCAAAUGAAUUAGAUGAAAAUUGGACAUUAUUUCGAAAUGAUCUAUCUGAAUCGCCUACAAAAGCUAAAUGGAUUGUUUCAUCUACACCACCAGGAUCAUAUAUCGGUUAUGAUGGUAGACAAAUACCCUAUACAGGAAUUGAAACAAUACAAAAAGAGUUAACUAAUGCUGAAGCUGAAAUAGGCAUUUUACCAAUUUGUUCAGGGAAUAAAAAUUCUCAAAGUCGACAAUUAAUUGAUAUACCGAAUAUAAAUUUAAUCGAUUUAGUUUGGCAGUCAAUGUCUGAAUUACAGAUUGAAAAUGUUCAUCGACCUAUACGUUUAUCAAAUCCAUUGAUAUUUAUUCCACAAUCAUUUACUGGUUCAAGUUUUCAACAAAAAAUAAAUUGUGUUAGAAAUAUAAUGCAAAUGAAAGGUGCUCAAAUGUUAAUUCUUACUGCAUUAGAUGAAAUUGCUUGGUUAUUCAAUUUACGUGGAAGUGAUAUACGCUAUAAUCCAGUAUUUUUUGCAUAUGUUAUUUUAAGUAUGAAUAAGGUUGAUUUAUUUUUAAAUUCAAAAACUGUUAGUCAAACUCAAGGAUUACAAGAUUACCUUAAGGAUGAUGAAUGUGAAGUAAAUAUUCAUGAGUAUUCUGAGUUUUUCAAUUACCUGGAGAUGAUUGUUCAAAAUACAAUGGAAAAACAACAACCACCAUCGCUGUCGCCGCCUCCACCACCACCACCACGUAUAUGGCUUGAUUUAAUCGCUAGUCAAGCAAUUGUAUCUAGAAUUCCAGAAAAUCAACGUUUAAUUGAUAUCUCACCUGUGAAUGAAAUGAAAUCAAUAAAAUCUUUAUCAGAAUUAAAUGGAAUACGUGAAAUUCAUAUUACUGAUUCACUAGUUCUGUGUGAUUUCUUGGCUUGGUUAGAAGAUGAGGCUAACAAAACUACUACACUACUACUACUACGCGUACCAAUGAAAGACAAAAAUGGUGCAGGUCUACCAAUUUUAAAACCACCAGCUAUUUUAACUGAAACAUCAGCUGCUAAAUAUUUAGAUGAUAUGAGAUCACAGGCUAAAGAUUUUGUCAGUCUUAGCUUCAGUACAAUAUCAUGUGUUGAUGCAAAUGGUGCAAUUGUACACUAUCAUCCUGUUGAAGGUCAAGAUUUACCUAUCACCAAGUCAAGUAUCUACUUAGUUGAUUCUGGUGGUCAAUAUUUAACGGGUACAACGGAUGUCACACGGACAAUACAUUUGAAUGAGCCUACAUUAGAGGAAAAGAAUUGUUAUACAGCUGUUUUAAAAGCUCAUAUUUCACUUGCUAUGCAGGCCUCUUUUUCUUUAAUUAUCUCAAAUAAUUUAUCAUACCUUUGUAGCACAGUCAUCAAACCAACUGUAUGCAUAUCAAAUUCAUCCAUGGUGUUUGGUGAUAUUCUACCCUUACCUGCAUGUACAGAACCGUAUGCAUUUCAGGUUGCCGGUCAUUCCCGGGAAAAUUCAGGUAACUUUGAAAUACUCAGGGAUAAAUCUAGACCAUUUGUGUACAAAUCAUUACAAGAUUGCUCCAGAGGGAUGCGUGAAGUGAUAUUCUAUGAACGUGUAUUUUCACCGGAUGCUCCAGAGGCAUUUAAACUUCUUCGUCACUACAUUCCAACUUAUCAUGGAAUAUUUCAAUGCCCAUCAACUAAAGCUUACUACAUUGGUUUAUCCGAUCUGGUAGCUAGUUUUAAACAACCAAAUGUAUGUGAUUUCAAGAUGGGUACAGUCACGUAUUUUCCUGGUUCUCCUGAAGACAAGAUUGCUCGAGAGCAGUUUAAAUAUGCAUGGCGUCGUAAACUAGGCUUCCUAUUAUCUGGUAUGCAGGUUUAUGAUACAAGAACUCAUUGUUCAGUCAAAGUGCCUAAAUCAUUUGGGCGCAGUUUAACUCCAGAACAAGUCUAUUCAGUUGGUUAG